ACCCCGGUUCUCCUCGUUCUCCGUUCUGCAAGAGAGGCUGGGACUGGUUCAGAUGCUGUGGAGCGUCCCCUUCCCAGCACAGGACUCGAGGCUGCUCUCUGCCUUUGUGUGUUUAACGCCGGCACUGGCUUGGGGCAACCCGUUCGGUUUCCUGCUUCCUUGUCGGAUUGUUGCUAUCUGAGCCGCGGGGGAGAGGCUUUGGCUGCCAGGGUAGGAUGGUGGAUCUGGAGAGUGAGGUGCCUCCUCUUCCUCCCAGGUACAGGUUUCGGGAUUUGCUGCUGGGAGACCAAGGAUGGCAGAACGACGACAGGGUACAAGUUGAAUUUUAUAUGAACGAAAAUACAUUUAAAGAGAGACUGAAGCUAUUUUUCAUCAAAAACCAAAGAUCAAGUCUCAGAAUACGAUUGUUCAAUUUUUCUCUCAAGUUAUUAAGCUGUUUGUUAUAUAUAAUUCGAGUGCUCCUGGAUGAUCCUACACAAGGACAUGGAUGCAAGGAAUUAAACAGGGGCUGUUCCAGUCAAAACUACACACCUGCAAAGAUUGAUUGGUCUCCUAUUAUUUGGGUGAACAGAAGCUUGCCUUUAUGGGGAUUACAGGUUUCAGUGGCUUUGAUAAGUCUGUUUGAAACAAUGCUGCUGGGUUAUCUGAGCUACAAGGGAAACAUCUGGGAACAAGUUUUGCGAAUACCCUUCCUCCUGGAAAUAAUCAACGCUGUCCCCUUUAUCAUUACAAUUUUCUGGCCUGCACUAAGAAACCUAUUUAUUCCAGUAUUUUUAAAUUGCUGGCUUGCCAAACAUGCUUUGGAGAACAUGAUUAAUGAUCUCCAUAGAGCCAUUCAACGUACACAGUCUGCAAUGUUUAACCAAGUUCUUAUUUUAAUAUCCACAUUGCUGUGUCUUAUCUUCACCUGUAUUUGCGGAAUUCAGCAUCUGGAGCGAGCAGGAAACAAGUUGACUCUCUUUGACUCCCUUUAUUUCUGCAUAGUGACAUUUUCCACUGUGGGCUUUGGGGAUGUUACACCCAAGAUCUGGCCUUCAAAACUGCUGGUUGUCAUUAUGAUCUGUGUUGCCCUUGUGGUGUUGCCCAUACAGUUUGAACAGCUGGCUUAUUUGUGGAUGGAGAGACAGAAGUCUGGGGGUAACUACAGUCGACACAGAGCUCAGACAGAGAAACAUGUGGUACUGUGUGUCAGCUCCCUGAAGAUUGACUUGCUUAUGGAUUUCUUAAAUGAGUUCUAUGCUCAUCCCAGACUGCAGGACUAUUAUGUGGUUAUUUUGUGUCCUACUGAGAUGGAUGCUCAAGUGAGAAGGGUGUUGCAAAUUCCCAUGUGGUCUCAAAGAGUUAUCUAUCUGCAAGGCUCAGUACUGAAAGAUCAGGACCUGUUGAGAGCUAAGAUGGACGAUGCUGAGGCCUGUUUCAUUCUGAGUAGCCGGUGCGAGGUGGACAGGACAGCAGCUGAUCAUCAAACCAUUUUAAGAGCCUGGGCAGUUAAAGACUUUGCUCCAAAAUGUCCUUUAUAUGUCCAAAUAUUAAAACCUGAAAAUAAAUUCCACAUCAAGUUUGCAGAUCACGUUGUAUGUGAAGAGGAGUUCAAAUAUGCUAUGCUAGCUUUAAACUGUAUCUGCCCAGCUACUUCUACGCUAAUCACCCUGCUGGUUCAUACCUCUAGAGGACAGGAGGGUCAACAAUCACCAGAACAGUGGCAGAAAAUGUACGGCCGAUGCUCUGGUAAUGAAGUGUAUCACAUUAAUCUGGAGGACAGUACGUUUUUUGCUGAAUAUGAGGGAAAGAGCUUUACAUAUGCUUCUUUCCAUGCACAUAAAAAGUUUGGAGUCUGUUUGAUUGGUGUUAGGAGGGAAGAUAACAAAAACAUUUUGCUGAAUCCAGGCCCUCGAUAUAUUAUGAGCUCUACAGAUAUAUGUUUUUAUAUCAACAUUACCAAAGAAGAAAAUUCAGCUUUUAAAAAGCAAGAACAUCAUAGAAAAAAUAAUGAAUCCAAAUCAUACUACCAUGGACCUUCUAGGUUGCCCUUGCACAGUGUAAUUGCCAGUAUGGGGACCGUGGCUAUAGAUUUACAAGAUACAGGAUGUAGAUCUUCCAGUGGACCUACCCUAACCCUUCCUUCAGAGGGAAGUAAAAAUGGCAGAAGAUCUAGCAUAGCACCUGUUUUGGAGGUUGCAGACUCCUCAUCACUUCAAGCGUGUGAUCUUCUAAGUGACCAGUCAGAGGAUGAAACUACUCCAUCAGAUGAUGACAUUUCUACAGGUUUAGAGUAUGCUAAAGGUUAUCCUCCUUACUCUCCUUAUAUUGGAAGUUCUCCCACAUUUUGCCAUCUGCUGCAUGAAAAAGUGCCAUUUUGUUGUUUAAGACUGGACAAGGGGUGCCAGCAUAACUACUAUGAAGAUGCCAAAGCCUAUGGAUUCAAAAAUAAAUUGAUUAUAGUUGCAGCAGAGACAGCUGGAAAUGGCUUAUACAACUUUAUUGUUCCACUCAGAGCUUAUUACAGACCAAAGAAAGAACUCAACCCUAUAGUAUUACUUCUGGAUAACCCGCCAGAUAUGCAUUUUCUGGAUGCAAUCUGUUGGUUUCCAAUGGUUUACUACAUGGUGGGCUCUAUUGACAACCUAGAUGAUUUGCUAAGAUGUGGGGUGACCUUCGCUGCCAACAUGGUGGUUGUGGACAAGGAAAGUACUAUGAGUGCUGAGGAAGACUAUAUGGCAGAUGCCAAGACUAUUGUAAAUGUACAAACUCUCUUUAGGUUAUUUUCAAGUCUAAGCAUAAUCACAGAACUAACUCACCCAGCCAAUAUGAGAUUCAUGCAGUUCAGAGCCAAAGACUGCUACUCUCUUGCGCUAUCAAAGCUGGAAAAGAAAGAACGUGAGAAGGGUUCUAAUCUGGCAUUUAUGUUUCGACUGCCUUUUGCUGCUGGAAGGGUUUUCAGCAUCAGUAUGUUGGACACCUUGCUGUACCAGUCAUUUGUGAAGGAUUAUAUGAUCUCUAUCACAAGACUUCUGCUGGGACUAGAUACCACACCAGGAUCUGGGUUUCUUUGUUCUAUGAAAAUCACAGAAGAUGACCUAUGGAUUAGGACAUAUGCCAGACUAUAUCAGAAACUUUGUUCUUCAACAGGAGAUAUUCCUAUUGGAAUCUAUAGAACUGAAUCACAAAAACUUACAACAUCUGAGUCACGAGAAAUGGCUUCACAAUCUCAAAUUUCUAUUAGUGUCGAAGAAUGGGAAGACACCAAAGACACCAAAGAACAAAUAAACAACCGCAAUAACCAUCGUAACUCCACAUCCAGCGAUCAGUCAGAUCAUCCCUUGUUACGACGGAAGAGCAUGCAAUGGGCCCGACGGCUGAGUAGAAAAGUGCCAAAGCACUCCGGAAAAACAGCGGAGAAAAUAAGUCAGCAGCGGAUGAGCCUUUACAAGAGGUCAGAAAGACAGGAACUUGCUGAACUUGUGAAGAACAGAAUGAAGCACUUGGGACUUUCCACAGCAGGAUAUGGUAUGACUAUUAUUAUUGUCUAA
Messenger RNA from Terrapene triunguis (Three-toed box turtle), 3530 nucleotides. RefSeq names its product potassium channel subfamily T member 2. NCBI's taxonomy places the organism in Eukaryota, Metazoa, Chordata, Testudines, Emydidae. Gene Ontology annotation, biological process: potassium ion transport. Gene Ontology annotation, molecular function: intracellular sodium-activated potassium channel activity. Bases 216 to 3530 code for a protein of 1104 amino acids. The transcript is spliced from 28 exons. Gene Ontology annotation, cellular component: membrane. The record is from RefSeq and is a predicted model, not a curated record.